Molecule: messenger RNA, 810 nt
Organism: Encephalitozoon cuniculi GB-M1
Lineage: Eukaryota; Fungi; Microsporidia; Unikaryonidae
Exons: 1
Coding region: 1-810 (269 amino acids)
Source: RefSeq, marked provisional
AUGGAAGAGAGGGAGAGGGGUAAAGAGAAGGGCUCUAAAGGAAAAGGCAGGAAGAAGAGAGGUAAGAAGGGUGCAGGAGAGGCUAAGGAGGAGAGUAAGGAAGAGGACAGAGGGGAAGAAGAGGAGGAGAGUGUAGAGGCAGAUGUUCCGGUAGAAGAGAUGGCGGCUGGGGGUGCCCGGCCCAAGAAGAAGAGUCCGAAAGAAAAGAGUAAAGGCGAGGAACAUUGUUAUAAGGUGCACAAGAGGGUUCUCCGGUGGAUGAAAAGUGCUGAAAGGAUUAAGUAUGAGCUGGAUAACGGAGAGGAAGAGAAGUGGAGAGGCAGGAGUAUUGAGGAGAUUGAGGAGCAGAAGGUACUACAUGACAUUACAGAAGUGCUGAAGCUCCUCAGAAGCAAGGAGUGUGACAAGUUCUUUGCCCGGACAGGCAAGUACAUGAAGGGUGGGAGUGAGAGAUGGAAUAUGGUGGGAGUUGGGAUACUUGAGGAGGGAGGGAAGAAGAGAGUGGGAAAUGUAGAGGUUGGCCUUUUUGAGGGCAAGGGAGGGGAGAAUAUAAUCUACCAUCUGAUGUUCAAGCCCACAGACUUUGAAGAGGAAGGAGAAGGAGCAAGGCCAUCGUUUGGAAGGUGUGAUGGUGUGGAUGCGAUAGAGGAAGGGAGAAUCUCCGACAUGUCUGGGUUUCAGUAUCCUCCGGGCGUCCGAUCUGAAAUAACGAGUAGUGGGAGUGAGUUCAGGAUAGUGUGGAAGAAUCAGAGGGAUACCAGCUUGGUUCUCCGGAGUCUUACUGUUCUGCGAAUUCCUGAGAUCCGGUGA